Cimex lectularius (bed bug) is the source of this 1453-nucleotide messenger RNA. RefSeq lists its product as uncharacterized. The record is from RefSeq and is a predicted model, not a curated record. Bases 1 to 825 code for a protein of 274 amino acids. The transcript is spliced from 5 exons. NCBI's taxonomy places the organism in Eukaryota, Metazoa, Arthropoda, Insecta, Hemiptera, Cimicidae.
AUGCCUAUGUGCUCUCUAUAUGGAGCUAAUGAAUGGCACUCUUUUAUUAAGUGGGACACAUCAAGCAACCUUUCUCUACAUGCGGAUACAUAUGCAGGCUUUGGCCCAAAAUUUAUAAAAAGCAAAAUUUGGAUCGCAACCUGGAGUGGUCUCCGUGGGACCACAUAUCACCAUUACAAACAACCGACCACAAUACUUUACUGUGGAAGCGGUAGACGGUGGGGGGGAGCAGGUAAGGCUACUGGAGGGUCUGGAACUGCCGGGGUCCAGACCUUUCAGACGGUCGAGCUCGUCAUCCCCGAAAGCCCCACACCGCAGGCGUACAACUUCAAUCAUGAGCGUAUAAGAUCUCCAACCAGACUUGAGGUCGACUGUUCUGUUUAUCUUGAGACACCUGAUGAAACGCCAACCCAACAGCCACAGAACAAUACAGAGUACACAAGUCCUCGGAAGUACAGAAGUCCUUUACUUAAAUACCUUAUGUUAGUUCUAUUCACAGACACAGUGAUUUUCUUAAUAAAAACAAAGAUCCAGAAAGAUGGCGUUGAGAAAAUUAUGCUUUUUCUUGUGCUCUGCAACGUUGGCAUGGCUUUCCUCUAUGUAGUCACGCCGAUUGUCUACCUCUUGUCGACAUGGACUUGGACAGCGUUGACAAAGCGUCGGGACCAGCCUGCAUUGACUCCAAUCGGCCGGUUGGAAAGCAGGGCGGCCGAACCGGAGCCGGCGACUCCCAGUGUACAGACACCUGAAGCCCCACCGCCUCCGUACCACAUAGCGGUCAAUUCGACUCCGCCUCCAUCCUAUUUCAGUAUAUUUCCCAAAUAGCCAAACGCAUUCUUUCUCACCCAGCACACAACUGCGACUUUUUUCCCCUCAACAAUUUUUACAUUUUAUAAUUUUUUUAUGAACUGUAUAAUUUUAUCAUUCUUAUUUAUAAUUUACUGUUAAUGUAGUUACAUUAUAUUUAUCAACUUAAUCAAAAGUUUUGAAAUGGUGAUCGAGUCGAAAUUUAUUCAAUUUUGACAAAUUCUCCAUUUUGUCAUUUAGUGAGAAAAUGAAUACCAAAUAAAUUCUUCCAUUUUUUUGUACUUCAAGCAUUGACUAGGUGUGGCUUUUGUAAAAGGCACAUACCGUAUGUUUAUUCUUUAUAUUAAGCUCACAAACUAUUCUAUAGAAAAUAAUUAGUCUUUCCACUUAAAAUUUUAUUAUUCAAUAAGUGAAAAAUAAAGCAAUAAGACUGAUGAAUUGCGAUUCCUGUAGAUACUUUAAAACAAGACUUUCAUUUGUCAAAAAACUGAAAUAAAACGUCGAUUCUUUGUAAAAAUGUGUUCCUCGUUAAUAAUUAACUAUUUGAUUUGCGAUUAGCCUAUUUCCUCACUCCUGGCGCAAUAGUUGUAUUCCUUAACAAAACAUUUUUUUAGUGUGACCCAUGAAUAAACAGUUUUAAUAUCAA